AUGUCGGCGUCCGGCGUCUCUCCGCCGUCGAACCAGGCCAGGCGCUGGCAAGCUGUGCAAGGGAAAUUCGAAAACGACACAUGGUAUUGCGCAUGCGAUCCCCCUCUGAAAGCAUCAUUCCUACAAGUGAAGAAGGCUGGCAACAAUGCUGGGCGCUGGUUUUACAACUGCCAGAUGCCGCGCGGGGACCAAUGUGGUUUCUUCCUGUUUGAAGACGCUGCGCGGGUACUCGAGAGGAGGGCGCAGACCCAAACCGCAGAGAAACGAGCGGAACCGUCCAUCUUCAAUCGCCCACUGGCAGCCCAAAUAAAUUCGCCCGCGGGCCCAAGCAAUGGCUCACCGGCGGGGAACAGGCCGAGCCCAGCCAGCCACAUCCAAAGAGCGAAUUACAACUUGGGCCAUGCUACUCGAUCUGUUCGAUCCGACUCGCCGUUCUCGGAAGCAGCUUCGGCCGUUACCGCCCCUCUCUAUUCCCCAGCCAGCAGCGUGUUCGGCACCCCGGCCCCGAGACUGGGUAUCUUCCGCGGCAUUCCCCGCCUGGGGGAUAAAUCCUGGAGCUCGGACGAUGAGGAUAGCGAUGUUACGGCGGACCUGCCCGCAAAGUCCCCGACCAAGUCCGCGGCCAAGUCCCCCACCAAGUCCACGGCCAAGUCCCCGACUAAAUCCGCAGCCAAGUCGCCGGGGAAGUCCCCCGCAACAUAUCAGUCCAAUCUUCACCGGUACCUCGGCCUAUCCACCCCGACCCCGAAGAGAAAGCGGUCCAGCGCCGACAACGGAGAUGCUGGGCGCAACAAUAACGGCACCAAUCGAAACGACGCCGUCGUGAUCCUCUCCGAUCUCGACUCGGACGACGCGGACGAUCUAGUCGAGCUCGCCGACUCGACGGAGCGGCAGCUCCAUUCCUCGUCGCACCCAUCUUCGCAGACCAACGGCCCACCUAGCGGCGCCCGGUCCGGGUCCGGCGGCCUACCCACCCCCGAGACCGGCAACAGCUUCAUCAGCGCGUCAGGAGACCGGCCCAGCACCUCCAAGCGCUUCAAAAACGCCCUGGGCCUCGCCGCACCGCCGACACCCACACCCACCCGCAACCGGAACGCCUUCCCGGGAGCAGCAGCAGCAGCAGCACCCAACCACAACCACAGCCCCAACCCCAACCAACCAAAAUCCCACCCCACCACCGAACCCCCCUACUACCCCUCCGAAGAAGAAGACGCCCCCAUCACCAGCACCAUCCUCUCCCUCCUCCAACCCCAACCCAUGAACAUACCCCCGCACAUCCAGCACACCAUCCGCACCGCCCUCAACACCCACGCGCGCUGCGCCAAGGGCGUCGAGCGCGCCCGCGACGGCCUGCGCGACACCCUGCGCGUCCGCGACCGCUGCAUCGCCGACCUCCGGGCGCGCGUCGAUCGGCUGGAGACGGAGCGCCGGUUGCGGCAGGAGGUGUUGAGGAGUGAUUUGGAGGCGUUGUCGCAGGGUGGGGAGGGGGGUGGGAAUAAUAAUAGUGGUGGUGGUGGUGGUGGUGGAGGGGAUGGGGCGAGUGUGGGGGUUGAUGUGGAUGUGGGUUACAGCAGUACAGAGGAAACUGCGAGAGAUCCUAGAGGCUUGGCGACAAGUGCAUCAAAUCUCCCGGCUGCUGUGUUGACUUUACUUCCUAAUCUGGAAGACUGCCACGGUCGUGAUUGGCCAAAGCUGACGCGGCCGGGCGCGAAGCUCGCACACGACGUGGGUCUUGAAUUGAUUGUGGGGUGGACUCUGCUGCACUGCUUCCUCUCCGGAACAACGCGUGUCUGUUCCCAGUCCCGUGUCGGAAUUCCCCUCAACACGCUCUCGGAGCUCUCAUCGCGUGUUGAUGCACCCUCCAUCGCCGCCCACCAUGGCUUCCCAGACCUCGUCCCUACCGCCGCCCUCUCCUCCCGCAGCUGCAUCACCCUCCGAUUCUUUGCAGAGCGACAACAUAACCCCGGCUGCCUCCCAACAAUCACUGCCGCCCACGUCGGACCCCGCGUCGCCCUCCGCCAUGGGACAACGCCACCCCAGGGAGCAGCACCCCAAGGGCAAGAGAAAUCGGACAUCGCCUACAGCGAAAAGCCGCAGCCGAACCAGGAGGAGAUUGCCGAGAUUACAUCGCGUGUCUCCAUGAACAAGCAGGCCGUUCGCAUCUGGUUCCAGAACAGACGCCAAAACGAUCGCCGCAAAGCGCGUCCACUGUCGCCUCAACUCAUCGAAAGCAUCACACAGGGUCGUAUCUCCGUGUCUCGCUUCGGCGAGCUUCCCGAGCACACCUCGUUCAACGCCGGGAGCUUCCCAGGCUCCUCCCAGAGCAUGUCGACGCCGGAGCAACGGGCAAGUUCCUCCGCCCACUCGGACGCUGCUAGCUGCCGCUCCGAAGGUGCACCGGCGAGCCUGCGGAGAGCGGUGCACCCUGGGGGUUCGGUUUCAUUCGAGCCUGCGGAGCCCCCUUCUUGGCCCCUCUCAGGGACGCCGGGUUAUGUCUCGAAUCGACGGAACACCAUCGGCGCCCUCCUCUUGCCCUCAACUUCUGGUCGUCAUGACUCCUUCAGAUCCGAACCGUUCUCAUCCUCAUGUCCGCUCCCCACCUCUUCCAACGACAAUCACGAUGGCUUCGGUUGGAAACCGAGCUCGCAGCCGUCUCAGUUCCGUCUGUCGACGUCCAUGUCGGGCCAGGCUGAGAUCACAACAGAGUCCCCACCCCGCCCAAGCCGCGUACUAUCACCCGUAGAACCUCUUCUAGGGUUAGAUACCGCCAGCCCCCCAGAACUCCGUCGCUCCGUCAGCUCCGCAAGCCUCAGCCGGCGGGCUCCUGGUCUCAGGCGCAGCCGCUCGAGUAACGUCCGGGUCUGGGAGGACUGCGCCAACAAGGAAACCCGCGAGGAUCCGUUAAUCAAGCAGGCCAAGCAUGAGAGCAGCGGUUCGGCCAUUGCGCAGAUCGGUUUGCUCCGUUUCUCGAGUGCAACCGGGAGCCCUACUCUCGACCAGGCCUGCAACAACAGCAGCGGCCGUGCGAAGCGCCGCACCCACCCCACGACCGCUAGCCCAGACGCCCGUACCGCCAUUUCCAAAAGGGCGAGGCUCGAGCGGUCAUGGAGCACCCAGGCCAGGAUCGAGACAACACCGGCCCUCGGCCAGCGACACAACGCACAGCCAAGCCGGCCGGUUUCCGCCUACCCCGCGGGCAAGCCCAAGCCCAACGGGCUCGAUCACUUGUCGCUGCUGGCCUCGGAAGAGGACAAGGAGAACUGGAGCCCCGACGAAGAUGGAAACCCACGCCCCUUCCGCCGUACCCUCUCCACCGGUAACGCCUCGUUAGCAUCCUCCGGCCGCCACCGCCUCCCCUCUGGUCCGCCGUCCAGCAAAACUCUCACCGACCGAAAUCCACGCCGGACGUCACAGCACCCCCCCGAAUCCCGUACAUCUCUCACGCGCGCCGCCACAUCGCCCUCGUCUUGGUCUGCUUAUUCCAAGCAAUACCGAACAGGCGGUGGUAUCUCCCGGCGCCGCUCACCCGUCAAACCACGGGGUACCUCGCCACUCCUAGUUUAUGAGGACGAGGACGGCGUUGAACACGAGAAAACUGCCGCCGACAAGUUCUUGAACGCCGACCAUCUCCAUCGUUUCGUGGCGGCCGAUGAUGCCAGUCCGAGCAAGAAGGUGGCCGUUGCCGCUGCGAAUUUGAUUGCGCUCAAAUUUGCACGGUAA
Messenger RNA from Chaetomium globosum CBS 148.51, 3720 nucleotides. RefSeq lists its product as uncharacterized. The record is from RefSeq and is a predicted model, not a curated record. The transcript has 7 exons. The coding region runs from base 1 to 3720 and encodes 1239 amino acids. Gene Ontology annotation, molecular function: DNA binding; zinc ion binding. NCBI's taxonomy places the organism in Eukaryota, Fungi, Ascomycota, Sordariomycetes, Sordariales, Chaetomiaceae.